Messenger RNA from Oreochromis niloticus (Nile tilapia), 1697 nucleotides. RefSeq names its product YjeF N-terminal domain containing 3 (gene yjefn3). The transcript has 6 exons. Lineage: Eukaryota; Metazoa; Chordata; Actinopteri; Cichliformes; Cichlidae. Gene Ontology annotation, cellular component: mitochondrion. The coding region runs from base 390 to 1139 and encodes 249 amino acids. The record is from RefSeq and is a predicted model, not a curated record. Gene Ontology annotation, molecular function: NAD(P)HX epimerase activity.
UCUUAAUUGGCUGGGUUUCCCGGCAAGCGCAGCUGAUACACACAGCCGGCUGGUUUUAUCAGAGAACAAGUCGGGGCCACAGUGGGAAGGAGAGAGAGGCAGAGAUACAGAGACAAGAUUCAGUAUGUGUGUGUGUGUGUGUGUGUGUGAGUGUGUGUGUGAGUGUAUCUAGCAGCCAGUAAUUACCAUCCAGCGCCUGAACCAAUCAAGAGCCGUAGAGAAAGAUACAGAGGGAGGAAGCCCCUUUCGAUUCUCAGUCUAUUCCCAGGCAAAGAAGUAGUCAGUGUGUUCACUGAAUCUGAGUCAGACAGAAGGUACGCAAGUGUUUUCUUUGGAGCGGCACAGCUCAUCUCUUCUCAUAUUUGCCGAGUCGUGCUGGGUGAAAACAGAUGGACAAGAUGAACCACAGCUCAGCUGAGGCAGAGGCUGAGACCAUAGAACCACUGCGCUAUCUCAGUAAAGGGGAGGCAGCAGCUAUAGAGACAGAACUAGUGAGGGACUACAGGUUUGGACAACAGCAGCUGAUAGAGAUCUGGGGACAAGCGUGCGCCCUCGCCAUCACUAAGGCCUACCCUCUUGGCUCUUUAACAAAGAAGCAGCCAACAGUACUGGUGAUCUGUGGUCCAGAUCAAAAUGGUUCUAUUGGCCUGGUGUGUGCCCGACACCUGCGCAUGUUUGAGUAUGAGCCCACCAUCUAUCACCCUAAACGCUCCUCUCACAGUCUACAUCAGGAUUUCACAGUUCAAUGUGAGAAGAUGGACAUCCCUUUCCUCUCCUAUCUCCCUACAGAGGUGCAGCUUAUAAACGAUGCCUACAACCUAGUGAUUGAUGCCAUGCUGGGCCCAGAAGCAGACUGUGCCAACAUAAAGGAGCCAUACUCUGGUAUUCUGGUCACCCUGAAGCAAAUCAAGAUUCCCAUUGCUAGUGUGGAUGUGCCCUCAGGUUGGGAUGUAGAAGAGCGAAGUCAGGAUGGGAUAAACCCAGAAGUUCUCAUCUCACUUACAGCACCAAAGAAGUGUGCCACGAGUUUCACGGGGAAGCAUUUCUUGGCCGGACGCUUCCUACCCUAUGACAUCCAGAAAAAAUAUGAGCUUAACCUUCCAGACUUCCCUGGCACAGACUGUCUCAUAGAAUUGUAACAUGUGGAACCACAAGAGCCUAGUUUGACCACUCCUGAUUUUGAAAAGAAACAACUGAUCUAUUCUUUUGUUUUGUAUUUUAUAGACUAUCGGUGUGAUUUAAUGUUGACAUCUCAGCUGUGUAGAUCAGGCUAUGCAUUAGCCAGAUGUGCUGUUGAGCUACAGUAAGUGGAUUCAUAUAUAGAAACUGUGGUUUGAGUCAUGUCUAUUUAGGGUAUGGCAUGAGGAGUUUUGUGUCAGUCUACUUGUAAAAGCUGUAGCAUUGCACUGUUUUCUGAUUACUUUGCAAAACAAAUGUCUUUCUCCAGGCUCAGCAGAGGAAGGUGAGAUUUCUAUUGUGCCAAUGUGAGGAAUGUUUUAAUGUUCUGAUACUUUUUCAUUCUUAUGCUUGACUUUCUACUGAGGUGUGCUGCUGAGACACACUGGUGUAGGUUGGUAAUUACAUUUUUCAGAUGUGUUGUUGAUUUGUGUGGUCAGGCUGCACUUUUGCAUAACCUUUGUUUCAGUUACCUCAUUUGCUUUUUGUUGUCCAAUAAAAAACAAAGAACUAAUUUCAAA